Molecule: messenger RNA, 1167 nt
Organism: Alnus glutinosa
Lineage: Eukaryota; Viridiplantae; Streptophyta; Magnoliopsida; Fagales; Betulaceae
Exons: 2
Coding region: 192-704 (170 amino acids)
Source: RefSeq, a predicted model, not a curated record
GUUAACAUCGGCCUGAAAAAGCUCAACCCUGUCUGUCUCCGCACUUGGAAGUCCAAACAAACACCAAUUUGUGCUUCUUCUCACAAACAUCUCUCUCUCUCUGCCUGUCUCUGUGCAAAGUUUUUUACUUUUGGGAACCCAUUUGGACAAACACAGAUCUGCAUUCAUAAAGAUGCUAACCUUAAUCCAAAAUGGAGAACAGUAAUAAUAUGAAUGCCACUGGAACACAAGAAAGCUUUAUGAUGAAUCCCCCUGAACAAAGACAACGCACUAGGGGCCGUCUUGACAUUGUGACUCGUCGGCUGAAGAACCGAGAACGGCAACGUAGGUACAGGGCACGAAAGCGGCUUGAAGCAGAAAUCAAGAAGUCUUGUGUUACAAAUGAGUCAACUCUACCGCAAGUAGAACUGCAACAAAAUGGAAUACAUAGCCCUUGUAUGAACCGUGUGCAUUGUAAACGUGAUUGGAAAAAGGACGCGAGAAGGGCUCACACUCCUAAGGAUCAAGAAGUCAUACCUAAUGCUACUGUAACGUUAACUAGUGAAAGUCAGACAUCAUGCUUGCCCUCUGGAAUCAAGGCAGAGCCAUUAUUAGAAAGAGAAUGCCAUUCUGAGAUAUCUCCUAGCCUGGUCAAUUCUGAAACACAUAGAACUAUAGUUGGUCGAAGAGACUGGAAAGCAGAUGCAAGAAAGAAAAAAUGCUAGCGUGUUUACCAACUUGUAGCGUGCAAUGAACAUCUUACAGAUAGGCUGUCAUAGAGUGUCAGAUAACUCCUGACUUUGUUGUUUUGGAUGUUUCUGAAGUUGUAGUUUCUCAAAAAACAUGUGAUGUUGUGCUAACUCAAGUUGUUGUGUUGUCUAGGGAAAUUUUUCUUGUUUUUUCUGUCACCUUUUCAACCUUUGCUGUUGCAGAUGAAGAAAGGCACUCAAAAUAUGCCAAGAAGAGUUACCAUUACGAUACUGCCAGAUUUCGUAGCCCGAAGGAUGACAGUGCCAAACGACAAUCUGAGGCAUGAAUCCUGCUUUAUUUAGAAAGGCCAGUAUCAAUGGUCAAGAAUGAUCAUAAUGUAUGAUUCUAAUGUGAGAACAUUAACAAAUAAAUAUAUGAAAAUAGUUUCAUAUUUCAUAAUCAAAAGGCUAACUGAAUUACCUUCCCUGUUGAAUGCAA